Molecule: messenger RNA, 1290 nt
Organism: Anthostomella pinea
Lineage: Eukaryota; Fungi; Ascomycota; Sordariomycetes; Xylariales; Xylariaceae
Source: the annotation of a GenBank genome assembly
AUGGCUUCUGAGACGCCCAGCUCUACCGGUACGCCCGCCUCGACCAUGGCCAGCGACUCAGCUUACAAGCCAAGGUACAUCGAUAUCGGCAUCAACCUGGCCGAUCCAAUCUUCCGGGGGAAAUACCACGGCACCCAACGGCACCCCGACGACCUCAGUGCCGUGAUCUCGCGCGCGCAAGAAGUGGGAUGCCAUAAGCUGAUCGUCACCGGCUCCGAUCUCGCAACCUCGAGACACGCCCUCGAGAUUGCCGGGGAGUACCCCGGCGCUGUAUAUACCACAGCGGGCAUCCACCCGUGUUCAAGCGCCAUAUUCAGCAACAAGUCACUCGCAGGCCACGAGGACGACACAGACACAGACGGCCACACGACGCCGUGUGACCCCGACCCAUCCAAGCCCGUACCGGAAGAGGACCACGAGCCCAGCCCGGAGAAGAUGGCGGAGAUCAUAUCCGCGCUGCGCAACCUGAUCUCGGAAUCGCGUCGGGGGGGCAGUAGCACGACGCCCCCCACGCCGCGCCUCGUCGCCUUCGGCGAGAUCGGGUUAGACUACGACCGGCUGCACUACUGCUCGCGCAACAUCCAGCUGCACGCGUUCGCCGCGCAGCUGGACCUCGUGCUCUCCCUGCAGCCGCAACUCCCGCUCUUUUUACACUCGCGGGCCGCGCACGGCGACUUCGUGGCACUCCUGAAAGAGAAAUUCGGCGCGCGCCUCCAAAAACUCGAAAGGGGCGGCGUGGUGCACAGCUUCACGGGCACGGCGGCCGAGAUGCGCGAGCUGAUGGACCUGGGGCUGUAUAUUGGGGUUAACGGGUGCAGCUUCAAGACGGCUGAGAACUGCGCCGUGGUCGGGCAGAUCGAGAUGGAUAGGUUGAUGUUGGAGACGGAUGGGCCGUGGUGCGAGGUCAGGCCUAGUCAUGAGGGCUGGAAGUACCUGGUUGAGCCCACGAAGCGUGCUGACGGCAGCAACGAUAAUGAGAGGACCUCCACGUCGACCUCAACAUCAACAUCAAUAUCGACACCAACCCCAGAACACCAAGCGCCUCCACCCCCAGCAAAGAGGCAAUCCAAGAAAAAGCCACAAAAGAAAGAGCCCGAUGUCCCCGAACGGUUCAAGACGGUCAAAAGAGAAAAAUGGGUCGAGGGCGCCAUGGUCAAGGGCCGCAACGAGCCGUGCUCGAUCGAGAGGAUGGGCCGGAUCGUCGCGGGCAUCAAGGGCGUGUCCGUGGAGGAGGUGUGCGAGGCGGCGUGGCGGAAUACUACGAGGGUGUUUAGUCUGGAGGACAAGUAA